Molecule: messenger RNA, 276 nt
Organism: Penicillium hordei
Lineage: Eukaryota; Fungi; Ascomycota; Eurotiomycetes; Eurotiales; Aspergillaceae
Product: Aminoglycoside phosphotransferase
Exons: 1
Coding region: 1-276 (91 amino acids)
Source: RefSeq, a predicted model, not a curated record
AUGAACAAUGUACACUCUAUUCCCCUACCCGAGGGACAGGAACUAGCGCCAGGCCCGGUAUGCUACUCAGCCUGUGUAUUCCGUGUUCGCUUUUUCCUCGAGACGGGGGCUGGUGCAUUCAACUCCACGGAGCGGCUACAGGGGUACAAUCGACGACUGGAGAUCACCCAGCACUUUCAUCAUGCACCACCUGAUGCCCUAGUGUUUACUUUCAAGAAGUGUAACAUUACGCACGCACUACGAUGUCGCACCUCGCAACUUGAUCCUGGAUUCUGA